This is a messenger RNA of Lathyrus oleraceus (garden pea), 453 nucleotides long. RefSeq lists its product as uncharacterized. Gene Ontology annotation, molecular function: DNA-binding transcription factor activity, RNA polymerase II-specific. The record is from RefSeq and is a predicted model, not a curated record. Gene Ontology annotation, biological process: positive regulation of transcription by RNA polymerase II; cellular response to iron ion starvation. The transcript has a single exon. The coding region runs from base 1 to 453 and encodes 150 amino acids. Lineage: Eukaryota; Viridiplantae; Streptophyta; Magnoliopsida; Fabales; Fabaceae.
AUGGUGCACCUCGAUGUUUUCUUUAAACAUGUUAUGUCUUUAGAUGUCAAAGAUGUUGUUGUGAAGGAGGUAGAUAUUGGCAACCAAUUUAAAAAUGAGCAAGAGAUUGCAUUACAUGAUCACAUGCUUCAACAAAUUCGUACAAAGGCCUUCAAACUGGAAUUUGGUGUGGUAAUCGGAAGGUCCGAUAAUGGCUCGGAUCGAAGAGGCACAUUUGCGACAAUGACAUGCGAAAUAAGUGGGAAACAUAGACCUCCUCUCCGAAAUUUUAAACGAGAUGACACUAGUUCAAGAAAAUGUGAGUGUCCCUUUAAAUUGUGUGGUUAUAUGUUGGCAAAUCAGAAAUGGAGAUUUAAUGUCAUGUGUGGCUUACAUAGUCAUGACUUGUGUGAAAAGUUAGUCGGUCAUCCAAUUCCAUGUCGUCUCAUGCCGAAAGAGAAGGAAUGUGAUUGA